Messenger RNA from Thunnus maccoyii (southern bluefin tuna), 482 nucleotides. It is a transcript of the gene tomm6, whose product is annotated as translocase of outer mitochondrial membrane 6 homolog (yeast). The record is from RefSeq and is a predicted model, not a curated record. The coding region runs from base 91 to 291 and encodes 66 amino acids. Gene Ontology annotation, cellular component: mitochondrial outer membrane translocase complex. The transcript has 3 exons. Lineage: Eukaryota; Metazoa; Chordata; Actinopteri; Scombriformes; Scombridae.
CCGUACUUGUGUCUCUUCUAAAUUCUUCCUCCUUCCUGUCCGUCCGUUGCCCUCGUUACCGCUGCUGCCGUUACACCAGCCGUGAGCACGAUGAGUGGACCAAACGGCAAAAAGGACUCUGUUGGGACGGGAGGUGUGAUGGAGUGGAUCAGCUCGGCUUGUCGGUUUGCAACAGACAGAAACGACUUCAGAAGGAAUCUUCUGGUCAACUUGGGUUUGUUUGCAGCCGGUGUUUGGGUUGCGAGAAAUCUCUCUGAUUUUGACCUGAUGUCUCCUCAGCCAGUGACAUAACCUGGUUCAAACCAGGAUGACGGUGUCUUGGACCAACAACGAAGAAACAAGGGACACGAAUAAAAUAAUCAUGAAACUUUUAUAUUACUAGUUUGAAAACAAAUCAUCUUGUUGACCUGAAUUCACUUUCCUGUAGAAAUGUUUGUUUUCAUGUCAUUGUAGGAGGCCUGAAAACAAGUUAUUACAUUCAA